AACCCAUUAUUUUGGAUGUCCAUAUAUUCCUUUUGGCAGGGAAAAAAUUGGUCAAAAUUUCAUUUUCGGAUUUUGAAGAGAGGUUUUAUUAAGUAAAUUAAACAUUUAAAUUAAUUAUUCAACUUCAAUAUCUCCCUAAUUAGAAAUGUCCUUUUUUCCUUUUGUAAUUUUAAUUUGGACUCCUAUUCUAUAUUAUCAUAUGAACCCUAAUCUUGCUCCAUUUUGAUUUUACGGAUUUAAUUUUAUAAAAAUUAUCAUAAAAUCUUGAUUUAUAAUUUGAUUUUACAGAAUCAAGUUCAAGAAUUAUAAUUCAAGGUUUUUGAAAAUUUAAUUUGAUUAUUGAUGGCUGCUUUAUUUUGAUUUUUAUUCUUUUGUACUCUUGAUUUCUUCAUUUGGCACCCCAAUUAAAAAAAAAAAAGAUUUUAGUAAUACAAUCUAGGUUACAUAAUUUUGUUUUUGAAAUAAGAUGAACAAACUCGAACUACACGUGUCGCAUAUCCAACGGUCGAUACUAUUACAAAUAGUUCGACCUUCAACAUAAUCUUUGGUCUAAUAUAUAAUUCCCAUAUCCUCUGAAGUUUGAACAAACUUUGUGCUUCUUUUUUGUUUCUAGCUUGAAUAUGGUCUGCUUUUGUUUCCUGGUGGAUCAAAGGCGGAAGCUGACGAACACGAAGCCAGCCGCCGGGAUGUGUUCGCGGUGUGGCGGAGGAGCAAGCGUCGGCGACAUGAAGACGAUCACCCGAUUUUGUUAUGUUCCAUUGUAUUGGAAAUCUUGGAGGGCUAUAGUUUGCACAUUUUGUGGUGCUAUUCUUAAAUCUUAUAGAUGAAGUAAAAUUGAAAUAAGUUGCAGUGAGGAGCAAUUUUCUUUAAAGAACGUAAGCAGGUAGACAGCAUCUUAAGCAAUUUAAGGAAGAAGGUUGACAUGUCGUAUAAGCAAAACAUGAGAGGAAAAGAACGUCAGCCACGUGGCAUCUUUGCUUGACAGUUCAUGUUCCAUUUUCUUCAUUUCAUUCUUCUUCUCCACACCCCAAAAUAAUACUACUCUUAUCUGUAUGAUAAUAACUUUUUUUUUUUUUUUCUUUAGUUUCAAGUGGGGAAAGUGUAAAAUUCAAUUAUUUUCAUUUUCUAAGUAUUUUUGAAAAUUUCCUUGUCUUGUUGAGUAGGUUAG
Durio zibethinus is the source of this 1168-nucleotide messenger RNA. RefSeq lists its product as uncharacterized. The record is from RefSeq and is a predicted model, not a curated record. Lineage: Eukaryota; Viridiplantae; Streptophyta; Magnoliopsida; Malvales; Malvaceae.